GCGAGCAUUAUAGAAGACUUGCAUCAACCUUACCUGCUCAAGGUGGGGGUCAAUGAUAGAGUGUAGGAAAACUCAUGGGAAAAAAAGAUAAAAAGCUUAAAGCUUAAAGCUUAAAGCUUAAAGAAAGGUGAUGGCAGAAAGCAAGAGCUUUUCCUCAUGUUCCUUCUCUCUCUCUCUCUCUCUCUCUCUCUCUCUCUCUGAACCUUUGCCUUCUUUGAGUAAAGCUAAAAGAAACAUGUCCAACUUCAACAGCUGUACAGGUAAGGACUGAUCGUUUUCCUUCCACAAAGAUAUCGUUUCAGAAGAGCACAAGAGUUCGCCCAUGUUAGACAACACUGGUUCUGCUGGUCCAUCCUCUUCUUCUGAUGCCAUCACUUCAUUCGAACAGGGCGCUUGUAAUAAAAGGAGAAGGAGACCCGCAGGUACCCCAGAUCCGGACGCGGAGGUAGUUUCUCUCUCCCCCAAGACCUUGUUGGAAUCAGACAGAUAUGUGUGCGAGAUCUGCAACCAAGGGUUUCAGAGGGAUCAGAACCUUCAGAUGCACCGGCGACGGCACAAGGUGCCUUGGAAGCUGCUGAAGAGAGAAAGUUCGGAGGUUAAGAAGCGCGUGUUCGUGUGCCCGGAGCCCACGUGCUUGCACCACGACCCCUCCCACGCUCUCGGCGAUCUCGUCGGCAUAAAAAAACAUUACAGAAGAAAGCACAGCAAUCACAAACAAUGGGUUUGCGAGAAGUGCUCUAAGGGAUACGCCGUUCAGUCAGACUAUAAAGCCCAUCUCAAGACUUGCGGCACCAGAGGCCAUUCCUGCGACUGUGGCCGUGUUUUUUCCAGAGUAGAGAGCUUCAUCGAACACCAAGAUGCUUGCACUGCCCAGCGCGGCCAGGCCGAAUUACUGUCGCUGCAGCCGGAAGCACCAGAAAACAUCUUCUUUCGGUCGCAGUCAACCGGUGAUCCUAUUAAUCCCGUUCAACACCAUAAUCUUGAGCUUCAGCUCCUGCCAUCUUCAAUCCUCAUGCCGCAAAAAUUGGAAGAAAAUCAUCUGAAACUCUCGAUCGGGUCUUGCAGCCGCGGCAAAAUCAGCGAGGUGAUAUCUCCGGACGAAAGGAACGGCGCAGAACCCACAUCGGAAGCAUCGAGGUUGAGGGAACUUGCUAGUGAGCAGCUGAGGCUGGCCAUGGCAGAGAAGGCCUUUGCCGAAGCGGCGCGGCAAGAAGCAAAGCGGCAUAUUGAAAUAGCCGAGCAGGAAUUCGCCAACGCCAAGAGGAUGCGGCAGCAAGCGCGGAGCGAGCUGGAGAAUGCUCAGGCUCUGAAAGAGCAAGCCACGAGGAAGAUCAAUUCCACUAUUCUUGAGAUCACUUGUCACUCUUGCAAGCAGCAGUUCCAAGCGUCGGUGGGAGUGGCGCCGUCCGAUGAGACGUCUCUUGCGAACAGUUACAUGUCAUCCGCCACAACUGAAGGGGACGGAGAGCAAUAGGAGAGCGAUCCAAGUGCUGAUCUACGAAAGAAAACCUUUGCCUUUGUUUGUUUUUGCUUUUAUUUUUUUCUUCUCAUUUUUUCUUCAUUCCCCACAACAAGCGAGUGUUUGCAUUAAAACUUACCGUUUUGGUUGUUCAUUACGUGAAUGUACGUUCUAACCCUC
Messenger RNA from Malania oleifera, 1639 nucleotides. RefSeq names its product zinc finger protein SHOOT GRAVITROPISM 5-like. The record is from RefSeq and is a predicted model, not a curated record. Gene Ontology annotation, cellular component: nucleus. The transcript is spliced from 3 exons. Gene Ontology annotation, molecular function: DNA-binding transcription factor activity. Lineage: Eukaryota; Viridiplantae; Streptophyta; Magnoliopsida; Santalales; Ximeniaceae. The coding region runs from base 323 to 1474 and encodes 383 amino acids.